AACUACAUUACCCAGAAUGCGCAGCACCUGACGUAAAGUCGACGUGUGUUUAGUUGACGGACCACAAAAUUCCCAUUAGCGCGACACAGUUACCGGACGUAGUGGUCUUUUAAAGAAGAAUAUUUUUUGCUGAUACUUUGAUACAUUAAGUAAAUUUAGUUAUUCGUAUGUAACCAUGUCUGGAGAGCUGUCUAUGAUCGGUUCGGUCAUCCUGGCUCUGUUCCUGGCUGGUUACCUCGGACAGCAGUACUUACCUCCUCCUAAGCCCAAAGUGAUCGGCCUGGAUUUGGGCACCACGUUCUGCUCUGUGGGCGUCUUCCACCCGGGAACCGGGGAGGUGGAAGUGAUAGCGGAUGAGCAGGGGAGGCAGAGCAUCCCCAGCGUCGUGUCCUUCACCACCACAGAGGUGCUGGCCGGACACGAAGCUCUGGACCUGGCGGACAGCAACGCCCAGAACACCUUCUACGACGCCAAGAGGUUCAUUGGGAAGAUCUUCGAGCCGGGGCAGCUGGAACAGGAAAGCGCGCGGUACCCGUUCAAGGUCAUCAACAACAAUGGAAGUGCUGAGUUUGUGGUCUUCACCAACCGCUCCUUCACCGUGACCCCAGAGUUCAUCGGCUCCAGGCUGCUGCUGAAGAUGAAGAAGAUGGCUGAGCUCCAGCUGGGGGUCCCCAUCCAGAAGGCCGUCAUCUCAGUGCCUGCAGAGUUUGAUGAGAGGCAGAGGAACUACACCGAAAGAGCCGCCAACCUCGCAGGGUUGGAAAUCCUGCGUGUCAUCAACGAGCCCACAGCUGCAGCCAUGGCCUACGGCCUGCACAAAGUGGAUGUGUUCAAUGUCCUGGUGGUCGACCUUGGGGGCGGGACCUUGGACGUGUCACUGUUAAACAAACAAGGAGGCAUGUUCCUCACCAGGGCAAUGGCGGGAAAUAACAAGCUGGGGGGUCAAGACUUCAGCCAGAAGCUUCUCCAGUACACCACGGAGCGAGUCCGUCAGGAGUUCGGCGUGGUCCCCACCCUCAAAGAGGACAUCCAUCACCUCCGACAGGCGGUGGAAGCCGCCAAGCUCAACCUCACCCUCCAUCCCACUGCUACUAUCAGCACGCCGCUGUACCUUCACACCCAAACCUCUCCGGUUCUCUUCCGGACGGUGGUCACCCGCGAGCUCUUCGAGGAGCUCAACGAGGAGCUCUUCCAGAAGAUCCUGGCGCCGGUGAAGACUGUGUUGGCGGAGGGCCACCUGGAGAAGGAGGAGGUGGACGAGAUCGUGUUGGUCGGAGGCUCCACCAGGAUACCGCGGAUCCGGAAGAUCAUCAGCGAGUUCUUUGGGAAGGAGCCCAACACGUCGGUGGACCCGGACCUGGCUGUGGUGACGGGCGUGGCCAUUCAGGCCGGCAUCAUGGGCGGCUCCUGGCCGCUGCAAGUGAGCGCCGUGGAUAUCCCCAACAGACACCUGCGCAAGACGAACUUCAGCUAGUCCUAGGACGGUUCGGAUACUACCAGUGCCAAACUCCUAACAUGCACUUUACCUCCACAAAUAAUGAGACCAAUGCACAGCUGUCUGAGGAGCGCCCCCUGCUGGGCUGUGAGAGUGCAGCAUUUCUGUGUCAAUGACUAAUAAGGUUUGCAGCUGCUUUGGUGUUGAGCGAAUCAGAUUUGACACAACAGGAUGGCGUGCGAGCAUGUUUGGGGUCACAGAUAAUGAUCUGCUGCUCAUUGAGGGAACAGAUGCUCGCGUUUUGAGAAAGCCGCCGCACCUUCAUCUUUAUUUAUGUCUCAGUUUGUGUUUUUGCUAAAGUCUGGUGUUUGUGCCUUUUCUGAAUGCUGCUAAUUGUUUCAAAGGAGCUCACAGUGCAGCUUCAUAUCUGCAGGUUAUUCAUUACCUUGUAGAUUCUAAACUAGAAAGCAUCAGUUACACUCUGAGUUUUCUACAACGUUAACCCUCGUCCUGUCUUCUGCUGAGGUUCAGAUCAUUUUCUUGAUCCACAAACGAAGAAUUGAAAAGCCUUAAUGUUUACACUCUCUAGCAUCAUGGCUGAAAGGGAAACGAGUCCGAGAGGCAAUGCAGCUUCUUUUGUGGUUCAACAGACGGACCAAAGUGAUGCUUAGUAGUGCCUUGUGUGUUCUAAGGUGUAUAUACAAAAUAUAAAUAGAACUCAAUGUGAACUUGUUCCUGGCCUGCUUUCAUUUUAGUAGGCAGGUCAUCUUCCAUCCAUGUCCCAUCUUACAUUUCUCUCUGAGGCUCUGCAGCCCAGAUUUACCAGUUUACACUCAGAUAGUAGAAUGGUGUUUUAAAGGAAUAUUCUAUUUAUUUUAACUACUUCAGAAAAGCAGAAAAAAAGUUAAGAGUGAAACUAAACUGUAGCCAUCUGCUUUCCAUCCACUGAAAUAACGGGUACGAAAAUAUCCACUCCAUCUACCUUUUGAUCUGUUGGAACAGUGUUCCCAGUGGUAUUUUAUUUAAUUAUGCAGUUUUUUUGUUAUUUUUUUAGCUGAAAGUCAUUUUUUUUAGAACAGUUUCUGCAAGAGUUCAUUAGAAAGUGUUAGAGUUGUAAGCCUGCACUCAUUUCCCAUCAUCCCUGUAUUUAUUUUGUCUCCCGCUAGCUUACAGCUCCUCACAACCCCAAGCUAGCAUUAGCAGUGCAGAAAAAAUGGUGAGCACUCCUGCAGUAUCCAGUUUGAGCCAGAUGCAACUCAGACGAGGAAAACAAAGACGUUCAUGGGUGUAUUUGUUAAAACGUGCAUCAGAAGGGAGCGGAGCAGGGAACUUGUGGUCCGCAGAUGGUUUUUCAAACUGUAUCUUUUGUCUGCUCCCAAUUCACAAUUUAAAUACUCAGGAAAGCAGUUUUAAUCUUCAUUUUCUGCAUAAAUGUCCUCUGAGAAAACGACACCAAAAACAUAAUUAUGAGCCAAAAAUAAAAAAUCAGUCCGACUUCCACAAUUCUGCACAAACUAGUCCAGAUUCUUCAAAUUCUGAAGUGUUAAAGGAUUUCACAGUCUAAUCUGGGUUCAGAACCUUCUAGUGCAGCUAAAUGAAAGCUUGUUAUCCUCCAUUCUCACCUAAAACAGUCUGUGUGGUUUAUAAAGGGGCAGUUCUGUUUCAGGAGAAAGUUUGUAUUUUUUGUAGCAUCUCUCUGUUCUUGAGGGCUGGAGUUGAAAUCUUAACAACUGGUAACAAAAUGAGAAAAACAGUGAAAGUUAAAAGAUCAUAAGGUUUAAUAUUGACUUUGGAGGCACAGUAAUACUCAAAAAUCAAACAGCAGUCAGUGUCACUGUGAACCCGACAGCAUUCCUCUGUUAAAGCUCUAUUUUGCACAUUUAUUCCUCACGUUUCCUAACAUCAAAAUAAAAGCGAUGUGAAAAGAUUGACUGCUGCGUCUGAUUUGUAUCCAACGACCAUAUUGUUCAUUUGGCGUGCUAGAGCUUCUCAAAUAUAAUACAUACACACGGCACAAUAAACAUCACAGCAUGCAAUAUACAAAAAA
Molecule: messenger RNA, 3482 nt
Organism: Oryzias melastigma (Indian medaka)
Lineage: Eukaryota; Metazoa; Chordata; Actinopteri; Beloniformes; Adrianichthyidae
Gene: hspa13
Product: heat shock protein 70 family, member 13
Exons: 5
Coding region: 176-1474 (432 amino acids)
Biological process (GO): protein refolding; cellular response to unfolded protein; vesicle-mediated transport
Cellular component (GO): cytosol; nucleus; cytoplasm
Molecular function (GO): ATP hydrolysis activity; heat shock protein binding; ATP-dependent protein folding chaperone
Source: RefSeq, a predicted model, not a curated record